AUGUGGUGGAGAUUUUGCAGCUUGCUGGCCUGGUUCCCCUUACAAGAAGCCUUUCUGACUAACCACACAGAAACAGUCACCGUGGAGGAAGGCCAGACGCUCAUUCUGAAGUGUGUUGUUUCUCAGGGGAAGACCACCUCCCUGCAGUGGCUGGCCCCCUCAGGGUUCACCAUUUUUUUAAAUGAGCAUCCUGCUUUAAAAAAUCCCAAAUACCAGCUUCUUCAUCACUCCACCCAUCAGCUUUCCAUCAGCGUGCUUAAUGUCGCCCUGCAAGAUGAAGGCGUGUACAAGUGUUUACAUUACAGCAACUCCGUGAGAACAAAGGAAGUAAAAGUAAUCGUGUUAGCAACACCUUCCAUACCAACCCUGGAAGCUUCAGUUAUCAGAACGCAAGACGGAAAAGAACACGUUACCCUUAAAUGCUCAACCGUGAGAAGUAAGCCCCCUCCGCAGAUAACCUGGAUUAUAGGGAAUGACAUAGAGCUCAAUGGUGAGACCCACCAUGAAUUUGAAACGGAUAAGAAGAAAUGUAACAGCAGCAGCAUCCUCAGAGUCCACAGACACAGCAGAAACUCAACAGUGGACUGCGUGAUCCGACACAAAGGCCUACAAGGAGGAAAACUGGUAGCACCUUUCCGAUUUGAAGCCUUGGUUACCAAUCACGAGACGGCUUCAGAUGCCCCGGAGAAAAGCUCCCCGUCCUCGCAGGACCCUCAGCAGCCCACUAGUACUGUUGCAGUAAUGGAAGAUUCCAGUAUAACAGAGAGUGACAAGGAAGAGAAAGAACGACCCACUGAAGACCCUGCCUUGGCAACUGAAGCCAGUCUUCAGUACGUGGGGGUGAUGCGGAGGAAAAACGGCAUCCUGCUGCUCACCCUUGUGUCCUUCCUCAUCUUCAUACUCUUCAUCAUCGUCCAGCUUUUCAUAAUGAAGCUCCGGAAAGUGCACGUGGUGUGGAAGAGAGAAAACGAAAUCUCAGAACACACUCUAGAAAGUUACAAAUCGAGGUCAAAUAAUGAAGAAACAUCAUCCCAAGAGAAAAAGUGCCAAGGUUUCCGCUCUAAGAGCUACAUGAACUACAUCACACAGUUGUACUCAGAAGCAAAAACAAAGAGGAAGGAAAAUGCACAAAAUUCAAAAUUGAAAGAAGAGCCCACCCAUAUACCAGAGACCAUUGUGUAG
This is a messenger RNA of Enhydra lutris kenyoni (northern sea otter), 1182 nucleotides long. RefSeq names its product cytotoxic and regulatory T-cell molecule (gene CRTAM). The record is from RefSeq and is a predicted model, not a curated record. NCBI's taxonomy places the organism in Eukaryota, Metazoa, Chordata, Mammalia, Carnivora, Mustelidae. Gene Ontology annotation, biological process: detection of tumor cell; cell recognition; positive regulation of natural killer cell mediated cytotoxicity directed against tumor cell target. Bases 1 to 1182 code for a protein of 393 amino acids. Gene Ontology annotation, cellular component: plasma membrane. Gene Ontology annotation, molecular function: signaling receptor binding. The transcript is spliced from 10 exons.